This is a messenger RNA of Prunus armeniaca (apricot), 1032 nucleotides long. The record is from the annotation of a GenBank genome assembly. Lineage: Eukaryota; Viridiplantae; Streptophyta; Magnoliopsida; Rosales; Rosaceae.
AUGGCUGCCAAAUUAUUAUCCGAUCUUGCCUCUGGUGUGACUUGUGUUCCCUCCAACUAUGUCCGGCCUGUACAUGAUCGUCCAAGUCUCGUCAUGCCCCCCGAUCACUCUAUCCCUCUCAUCAAUCUCCACGGUUUCGACGGUUCGAGGCGCCAUGAAAUAAUCGACCAGAUAGGCCUUGCCUGUCAAAAUUAUGGUUUCUUUCAGGUCCAAAACCAUGCAAUUGAAGAGGCCGUGAUCGACAACAUGUUAAAAGUAGCGAGGGAGUUUUUUCAUCUGCCAGAAAGUGAAAGGCUCAAGUGUUUCUCCGACGACCCGUUGAAGACCACAAGACUGUCCACCAGUUUCAAUGUCAAAACUGAGGCGGUCUCCAGCUGGAGAGAUUACUUGAGACUCCAUUGCUACCCUCUCGAGGACUACAUGCAUGAAUGGCCCUCCAACCCUCCGUCUUUCAGGGAAGAUGUGGCUGAGUAUUGUAGGAAUGUGAAAGGAUUAGCAGAGAGACUUCUGGAAGCCAUAUCAGAAAGCUUAGGCUUAGAAAAGGAUUACUUGAACAGGGCAUUGGGGAAGCAUGGGCAGCACAUGGCCAUCAAUUACUAUCCGCCUUGCCCUCAGCCGGAGCUGACCUAUGGCUUACCUGGUCAUGCUGAUCCUAAUGUCGUGACCCUUCUCCUUCAAGAUGACGUGGCAGGCUUGCAGGUCUUCGACAAGGGCAGAUGGGUUGCAGUCAAGCCCAUGCCACAUACGUUCAUUGUCAACAUUGGUGAUCAAAUGCAGGUUGUUAGUAAUGAUCGUUAUAAGAGUGUACUCCAUCGAGCAGUGGUGAAUUGCGACAAGGAAAGGGUCUCCAUCCCAACAUUCUAUUGCCCAUCCUAUGAUGCUGUGAUGGAGCCAGCCCCCCAACUUGUUGAUGAUCAUCACCCUCCCCUCUACAGGAGCUUUACCUACGCAGAGUUCUAUGAGAAAUUCUGGGACAGAGGCCUCAACACUCGAUCCUCUUUGGACUUGUUUAAGACUACCUCUCAUGCUUAA